UGAACAGCGACUCACAGCCAUGCAGCUCUCAUCCGAUGCGGAUGCCGCUCGGCACACGCUGCCCUACUCGGUUACUAUGGCACCAUUUAUGUGAUUUCUUCUUUUUUUUUUCUUUUAGCCCUGAUGACAUUGUUUCAUCAGCUCAUGUCGGAUGUUUACCUCGGGGUGUUUCCAGCUCGUCGUCUCCCUCGCUUUGAUCGCGGAGAGCCCGCGCCCGUGUCGUCCAACUCCACAGGAGGAAGCUGUUUUUCACCAUCACAGAUGCUCGGACUCGCGGGUUCCGUCCGUUCCACCUGGUUCCCCUCCCGUCGAGUCGACUAGGCAUGACGGACCGUGACACCGCAGCCCGGGCCACAGGCAGCAGCGUCUCAUGUGCAGUGCCGUCUCCACGAGCCUCGCCGCCCGGCCGCCGGGUCCCCCUGCCAGCGCCCCGGUGUCCCCCGGUCCCCCGACGCCUCUUGUGACAUGACAGCUCGCGGCAGGAAGAGGCGGAUCAAAGGUUACGGGCAGGGGAUCGAGAAGAAGGAGAGCGGACGGAUCGGAUGCCUGGGGAGUGGGACACAGUGUCAAACAUUUGUAUGAUACCGUAUUAAUCCCUGCAGGACAUUUGUCCAGAGAGGUCAGAGCGCAGGGUCAGCCCCAGAGCAGGGACACGGGAGGUGCUGGAUGUGCCCACACAUCAGCAGGGCGGGUACAAGCGAACACAGAGGGGUUGAAUCUGGCUCCCAUUCUCACUGGACCCAUCAGUCCUCCCUCCUCCUCCUGUGAUCCCACUGGAGCUUUAUUGUGAUUCUGUUUCGGGGCCUAUUGUGUGGUAGCACCCACCUUUGCCUCAUACAGUGUCAUCUGAUGCACAGCCUCAUCGUGUUGAUAUUGCUCGAGUCCCAGUCAGCCGUGCGCUUCCCUGUCCCCGUCAGGCUCACCUGGCUGCUCCUCACCAUCACCUUCACCUGCACAGACAUGGGCUGCAUCCAGAGCAUAGCCUGCAACAAGUCACGCAUCAAGCGGGAGAACAUCGUGGUGUACGACCUGUCCGCCACCAUAGACCACUGUCCCACUGUCAUCGAGGAGAACUCGCCGAUAGUGCUGCGGUACAAGACGCCCUACUUCAAGGCCUCAGCGCGGAUCGUGAUGCCCCCCAUUCCGCGCAACGAGACCUGGGUGGUGGGUUGGAUCCAGGCGUGCACCCAGAUGGAGUUCUACAACACCUAUGGAGACGUUGGCAUGUCGAGCUGGGAGCUGCCUCAGCUGCGAGAGGGUCUGGUCAGGGCCAUCAGCGACUCCGAUGGCGUGAGCUACCCCUGGUACGGAAAUACAACAGAGACCGUCACCAUAGUGGGCCCCACCUCCAAGCCGUCCCGCUUCAUUGUCAGCAUGAAUGACAAUUUCUACCCGAGUGUCACCUGGGCUGUGCCGGUCAGUGAAUCCAACACACCCUUACUGACAAACAUCAAAAGAGACCAGAGCUUCACCACCUGGCUGGUGGCGCUCAACACCACGUCCAGGGAAAAGAUCCUGCUCCACACCAUCAAGUGGAGGAUGAGGGUCGAUAUCGCGGUGGACCCAUCCCUGCCGCUGGGCUCCAGGGCCAGACUGGUGGGCCGGGUCCAUCAGGAUCAGCCUCGGGUGCUGACCCGCAUGGAGCCCAUCCCUCCCAACGCCAUGGGGAGGCCCAAUGCCAACGACGCCCAGGUUCUGAUGUGGAGGCCCAGGAGAGGGCCUCCGCUUGUCGUCAUACCGCCCAAAUAGUGUUGAGAGCGUCUGAUUGGCUGUUUGUCGUAUCAUGUCCCAGUGGGCCACAGUGAAACAGCUAGAGAUAAUCAGAUGCACAGAUAAAAGAACCAGACAAAUGAAGAUCUAUGAGCAGUUUGCGACUUGUGUGAACCGUCGACGGCACAAAUGAGAGUUGCAUUCCUCUGAGUGUUAAAUCUUGAGGGGACAACUGCCUUAAUUCCCCACCGCUGCCUUUGACGAUCCAGAAAACAUGUCGGCCUCUACUUCAGGUGCUGUUGAGCUGUUGGGCGUUCAGGCGUUUACUGCAGCCCCAGCACAACUGAGCGAAGCAUUGUGUAACUCUGAGAAUCCGCCACCUGUGCUGGGAUGUAACACAAACCUGUACUGUAGCAACUCUGGCCCAGAAAGAAACAAUCAAGCCCAAAGCAGGUGGUGUUUAAAAAAAAAAAAAAAAAAAGGUUCUUUGGCCUUAAUGACGACAUAAUGCUGGUCUGAUCUGUGCUGCAAUGUAAAGUGCUGUGUAAGAGAGGAACCAAGUUAAAGGUGUUUAUUUGUAACCAGGGUCCACGGAGGACAGCACUGCUGUGGGGUUAUAACAGACAUAGAUUACCGAUCAACUGGAAUGAUACUGGGUGAUUUACUUUCAGGCAUGAUGCGAGUGUGGGUGUGCAGCCGUGUGUGUGUGUGUGUGUGUGUGUGUGUGUGGUUGUGUGUUUUUUCUAUAAUGGAGCCCCAGGGUCAGGUCCAGGCUUGCUGCUUUGUCACACCAGACUGCCUCACACACUCACGAGGGGGUGGUUAUGUUUAAAUGAUUUCAAAAACAGAUUGUCAACAUACGGCACAUGCAACCUCAGAGCUAUUUUGCUUUUCACAUCAUGGAAAAUGUAGAAAUCACCCCUUGGAUUUUGUGAAACAAACACACAGUCAUAACUGAAGCCCUGCAGCAGGAUGCUUUGUUUUAGUUUUUUUCCCCAAUCGCAAAUGGCCAGUUCAUCCACGCUGCAGAGCUCAUCCUCCCUGCCUUCUGAAAGCCAGUGAUGCCUGUGUUGACGACAGCAGAAACCAGAUUUCACUUUCCCCAUGGCCCAUCCAAUCAGAUUUGUGAGGUUACCUUAUUUCAAAUGUCAAAAUGAAUAUUCAAUGUCUGUUUUUGUUGUUGGAAGAACAGAGAUUGUGCUGAAAGAGAACUGUAAUUACACUUAAAGGAUUGCUUCGCCAAUAAUCACAAAAAUACAGUCUCUCGGUUAACUCUGCCCUUUAUCUGGCCAUGCAGAUUUCUGGGAUUUAAGAAUAAAACCCCACACUGCUCAUCCAUUAUCAGGCUUGGCUGGGGGGCUGGAGCUUAAAGAAAUCAAACUGUAUGAGAGAAGCAUUCAAACACUCAAAUCUGUGCAAAUGUCUUUUUAAAAAUUCUCCCAAUCGCAAAGGGCCGGUUCAUCCAAGCUGCAGAAACUCUCCACUGGACGUUUUGAAAACCAGUGAUCGCCUGUGUUGAUGAAGGUUGAAACCAGAUUUCACGUUUUUCAUUCAAUUUGUAAAAAAAAAUUAAAAUACUGAAUCUUUC
This is a messenger RNA of Scophthalmus maximus (turbot), 3298 nucleotides long. RefSeq names its product family with sequence similarity 78 member Bb (gene fam78bb). The transcript has 2 exons. The coding region runs from base 850 to 1749 and encodes 299 amino acids. NCBI's taxonomy places the organism in Eukaryota, Metazoa, Chordata, Actinopteri, Pleuronectiformes, Scophthalmidae. The record is from RefSeq and is a predicted model, not a curated record.